Messenger RNA from Scheffersomyces amazonensis, 321 nucleotides. RefSeq lists its product as uncharacterized. Gene Ontology annotation, cellular component: mitochondrial matrix. Gene Ontology annotation, biological process: [4Fe-4S] cluster assembly. NCBI's taxonomy places the organism in Eukaryota, Fungi, Ascomycota, Pichiomycetes, Serinales, Debaryomycetaceae. The coding region runs from base 1 to 321 and encodes 106 amino acids. The record is from RefSeq and is a predicted model, not a curated record. The transcript has a single exon.
AUGUCGACAAUAAUUAAAUCAUCGGAGACUCCGGGGCCUAUUGAAGAAACUAUAGUUGAAAAAUUAACAACCAAUUUUAAACCUACGUAUCUUAAAAUUGCUAAUGAUUCACAUAAACAUUCUCAUCAUGCAGGGAUGAGAGGAGCUAGUAAUGUAGUUGAAUCACAUUUUCGAAUUGAGAUUGUAAGUAAUGAAUUUGAGGGGAAGAAUAUGCCAUCGAGACAUCGAUUAGUGUAUCUGGUGUUGGAUGAUGAGUUAAAGAAUCAGGGAGUUCAUGCGUUACAGAUGAAGACUAAGACACCGGGAGAGGUUUCCAAAUAG